AAAAAAAAACCCAUUUCCAAAACCUUGCAACUCCUUGAUAUUCCAAAGCUCUACCGGAACCAUUUCGGUUUGCGCGAGCUUUCACCAUCUUCAUCAUUGCAUCAUCAUCAUCUUCCAGUUCGCCGGCCACCAUCAUGACUUCCACAUCCUCUUCUCAGGUUCCGUCUGCGGUUUCUCUUUUAAAACCCAUUGAAGUUGAAGGGAGGACCUUUGUUCCAGAACCUCCCAAUGAAGAAGAAAAGAUUAAGAUCUGGAAUUCCCAGGUACUUAUUCCCUUCUCCAUUGGUGAUAAGUUGCAUGCAUAUCUAGGACCUUACCAAACUACUUUCCCAAGAAAUGCAUCUGCAUUCUUUCCUUCACCUUUACCGGAUGAGAAAAUCUUGGCCUUUAGGGAUUCCUACAAUCUGUCCUUUUUAGGUGACCCCCCUCGAGCUUUCCGUUCUUCACCUCCAGUGAAAACGAAUCCCUACAUUGAAUGGUUAAACAAAGUCGAGAAAGUGAAAGGAGAUUUCUGGAAAACUUUAGGGAUUUUUGACAUAAUCCAAUUAUCUAGGUCGAAAAUUGUCUACCAUCCAGCAAUGUUAGCCAGUUCUUUCUUCUUUUGGGAGCGUUCGACCAAUACCUUUCAUACUCCUCAGGGAAUGAUUACCCCUACUCUCUUAGAUGUAGCUGCUAUUGCCGGUCUUCGACCUACAGGUUCUUCUUUUACAUUCGACCGGCCUGUUAAGAAAGAAAUCAAAUUAGACUAUAACCAUCUAACUUACAAAAGCUUCAUUCUGAGAAACCACGACAAGACCUCUGCAAAUGUUUCCGACUCGGAACAUGUAGCUUUCUUGUUGUUCUGGCUUUCUGCUUUCUUCCUUUGUUCCAAGUCUCUUCAAGUUCCUCAGAAAUUUGUGCUUCUUGCUCAACUUCUGCACGAAGGUACCGACGUCUGUUUAGGUAAAGUUUUAUUAGGCGAACUUUACCUUUCUUUGAGUCAAGCCAUCACUUCUCUUCAGAAGCCCUCUGGAGCCGAGAAAAACAUCCUUUUUGCUGGACCUCUAUGGUUUCUUCAACUUUGGCUAAAUGCCAUAUUUGAGACCAAACUCUCAACUCCAAGUCCACAAAAUGUCUCGACUUCUAUUGCUGCUUUUCGACUUAAUUGCUUGACUCCUUCCAAAGAUAAAGUCGAUCCAGAAACCACUUUCCGUGAGUUUUUUACUGCUUUUAUGGAAAUGACCUCUUUUACUCCCGACCUUGCUCCAUUUGCUGCUCCAACUACUGGUCCCAAAUGGCUUGUCCGACCUUUCCCAUGCGAAUCUCCGGGCGAACAACUUGAAAGUAUUAGCAUCUGGAGGGAAUUUUUCCGACCUCAAGUUCUUCCCCUUGGUUUCAAAAAAUCUGAGGUGAACGUGUUGGGUUACCAGCCUCAGCUUGUGGCUAGACAAUUCGGCCUAUGUCAAAUCGUUCCUAUCCCUCUUUUCUCAAAAAAGGAUGCCAUUUGCAACGAAGGGUUUUGCGACAAAGAUGUCGACUCUUUUUAUGAAGCCCUCAACUAUUAUGACAAAAAGACGUCUGCUCUUCGUCUUGAACCUCUGUCUUUCGAACCAUCCUUUUAUUGCACUAAAGAAUUUGAAGUUUGGUGGUCGACCUACUACAAGUCUAUUCAGACCACCUUAGGAGUUUGUAUUGGAAAGAUGACUGAAGCUCUUCAAUCUGUGCAGAAAAAGGCUACAAAGAAAACUCGAGCCGAACCAAUACCCAAGGUUCCAUGUAAGGAAGACGAAGGUUCCGACAAUUCAACAGGCAUUCCAGUUCAACAAAAGAACGUCCCUAAGGCUCGAAAGAGAGGUUCUCAAAGCUCGACUUCGGAUGCUCGAAAGAAAAUAAGAAUUUCGUCCGAAAAGGACGACUCAGAAAGAACUUUGGUAGACCCAAUUCCUGAAGACGAGAACAUUUCUUCCAAGACUGUCGAUCCAGAUGAAGCUGCACAAGACAAUGCUAACUCUAAAGCCUCGGACAUUAACGAAGAGAAUCCACCGAUCUCUUCUGCAAAGAAACGUGCCGGGGCUGAGCCGAAUCAAGAGGAGCAACAAGCAGAAACUGACCAAGAAGAUUCUGGCUCCUCUCAAAGCGAAAGUUCGGGAGCUUCUUCUCCGACCAAAACUCAGCAAGAACAAGUAAGUAUUUUUCGUUCAACACUCUUUUCUUGGUUAUCCCUUAAUCCUUGUACUUACCUUUUGCAUUCUUCUUCAGGAAAAUUCCUCGAAACCAAAGCCCCCUCCUCAAGACCUUGGUGCUUCGGCCGAAAAGUCAGAUACUGAUGAAGACCGUCAGCCUAUCCCUUCACCCAUUGCCAAAGUUUCGAAGACCCAAG
Molecule: messenger RNA, 2359 nt
Organism: Lotus japonicus
Lineage: Eukaryota; Viridiplantae; Streptophyta; Magnoliopsida; Fabales; Fabaceae
Exons: 5
Coding region: 135-2306 (723 amino acids)
Biological process (GO): meristem development; meristem maintenance
Source: RefSeq, a predicted model, not a curated record